CCCGACUUGAAAUUGCGGUGUUUGACGCAAGAAAAUAUUAGUACAUUGGUCAAAUGCGCUCGAAAAUUUGAUGUGUAUUGCGAAUGCUUGAAAGUUGACGGACAAAUCUCGAAACACUGACCUUCACGCGAGUAAAUAUAUUUUCCACGCGCAAAAGUCCAAAGUAAACACGAAAUUUCCUUCUUGAGGGAACGUUCACAAAGUAUCACGUUACCGAUAAAAGUCGUACCUUCUCGUUCCACUACGAUAUUAUUCCCGCAUGGAAGAGGAUCGGUUUAGUCAACCUCUAGGCCAACAUGGAUUGGAAAUCAACUAUGGAAAAUGGAAAAUAUCGGAAUUUGCAGGUUUAAGCGAGCAAAUUAUGGAAGAAAGUGAAUAUGAGUCCUUGCCGACAGAUAACCUUGGUGUACUUGUGAUGGCCGGUAGCUUUGCAGGAAUUAUGGAACAUUGCGUUAUGUAUCCUGUGGAUUUUGUAAAGACUCGAAUGCAAAGUUUAAGACCAGACAAAAAUGCAGUUUACCAAAGUGUAAGGCACGCUUUCAAGACAAUAUCUGUUAUGGAAGGUGGAAGGACCGUUAUUCGUGGUGUGAAUGUUGUAAUUGCAGGUGCUGGUCCAGCACACGGAGUUUACUUUUCCUCGUAUGAAGUGGCAAGAAAGGCACUUGGUAAUGUGCGAUCAGAUUCUGGCAAGAACAAUCCAUUCGCUAAUGCUGUGGCAGGAGCAAUAGCAACUUUUUGUCAUGAUGCAGUCAUGAAUCCUGUUGAUGUCAUCAAGCAAAGACUUCAAAUGUACGGAAGCCCUUUUCGAGGAGUCUUCGAUUGUGCAAGAAGUAUUUGGCAAAAGGAAGGCCUUGCUGCAUUCUAUCGUAGUUAUACAACACAAUUGAUUAUGAACAUUCCCUUUCAAAGUUUACAUUUUGUUGUGUAUGAACAUAUGAGGGAACUUUUGAACCCUCAACACGACUAUGACCCAAAGACACACCUUGUUGCCGGGGCAACUGCUGGGGCUGUAGCUGCAGCUGUUACAACCCCGUUUGAUGUUGCAAAGACAUUACUUAACACACAAGAAGAAAAUGCUGUUGGUGUCAUUGUGAGCCAAGGAUACAGACAACCUUAUGUAACUGGAAUGAUAGAUGCUUUGAGGACUAUCUACAAGCUUCAGGGGGGACGUGGAUACUUGCAGGGGCUCCAAGCAAGAAUUCUCUACCAGGCCCCAUCAUGUGCUAUAUGUUGGUCUUCAUAUGAAUUGCUCAAGUUUUGGUUCACAAAUAAAGACGAUUGUUCAUGCAUGGAGGUCAAGAAUAUUUCCCAGUGAAGAUAUGAUAUGUAAUAUAGCAUGGCGGGUGGGAUGCUUUUGUUAAUUUUUGAUUAUUAAUAUAGAAUUCUCAGGAAAAACUAUAGAAUUUUAUUGGACAAAUAUAGUAUGAUCUGAAAUAUGAUCUCAAUGAAAUAAAUCGUUGAAAUGCA
Molecule: messenger RNA, 1467 nt
Organism: Xenia sp. Carnegie-2017
Lineage: Eukaryota; Metazoa; Cnidaria; Anthozoa; Malacalcyonacea; Xeniidae
Product: mitoferrin-1-like
Exons: 4
Coding region: 260-1315 (351 amino acids)
Biological process (GO): iron import into the mitochondrion
Cellular component (GO): mitochondrial membrane
Molecular function (GO): ferrous iron transmembrane transporter activity
Source: RefSeq, a predicted model, not a curated record